AUUUGUAUGUUAAACAAGAACCCAUUGCCUUCACAGAGGCAUACCAAACACCAUCCCAAAUGACUAAAAAGCUGGAAGAUUUUUGACAAAAAGCAAUCUUACCUGAAGCUAGUCAAAUAUUUCCUCAAGCUUUUGGCCGAUCAAUCUUGUUAGAUUCAGAGAUGGUUUGCAAAAGUUUCAUUAAUUAAAAUAAAGGAUUAAUCUUCCACGUGAACACACACACACAAAAAGGUUGAAAAUAAGAAUCAGCUCAGGACUUGACCUAGUCGCAAGAUAAUUCGACUCAUGGUCAGUCAACUUGACCGAUUUUCUUUGUUUAACAAUAUAUAAUGGAAGAUUCAAUUGAGUCUCAUGAUAAAGCACGAGACUUGUUGAGUUGCGGAUUCGAGUUGACUUGGCAAAACCGACUCAACAAGUUUUAAGGACUACACAUACACAGAGAACUGACAGGGGUACACAAACUACAUAAUUACCUUUGAAUAAAUAGCAUAAAAAUAAAUACACCUGAAUAAUAAUGUUCAUGACUAUUUCUUCUGUUUUGAUGACUUACAGCAGUAGGACAAGUAUUUGUACCCUUACUAACACCGAUUCUUCUGGAUUCUUCUACUUCUUUGCAAACCAUUAACUACAUCAACUUAGACUCGAUCUCCUUAAUAAUGGAAUUGCUACUUUAUCAUGAGAUUUAAUAGAUUUUCUGAACUUUCUAGAGAUGGUGGGACGUGCCUACCUUAGAAAGAACAGCACCUUGUUGUAUGACCAUUUUGGCUCGAGUGACAAGGGUUGAAAUUAAUCUAAAAGCCUGGUCUACUACAUGUUAAGGGAACAGGAUAUGUUUCUAGAAUGGAAGCACCAACAUUUGUGUUGUAUUUCCUCAUAAUGCAUUGUAGCCUAAUGUGAGGUACAUAAAUAAAACAACAUCCGGUUUUCAACUUUACAUGGAAAGAAUUGACCUUAAAAUUGAGGAAAGGAAAAGAUGACUUGCAUGGUGCCAUGUAAAAGAGGCACAAGGAAAAUAUAUAGAGUCUAACAGGUAUAAUAAUGAAACCAUAAUCAGAUUAUAGUCGCAACCAACACUUCAAUGCUAUGGUCAGCAUCAUAAGUUUGGUACUAUGGUCCGCAUCAUGAUCCACACAGUUGCAUAUUUCGGAACCAAAAUUUGGAUGCACCAGUGACCACUUGCCAGGGUUUUAUUCAGUCCUUUUACUAAAGUGGAAUCAUUUCCCAUAUCCCCUAGUUUCCAGAGGAUUUGUACAUAAUGCAUACAGUUAAUCCAUUCAGUGCCUCUGAAAUGUGUGACGAAUCAUCUAAAAGAGCACCUCAACUUAUAGCUUUGAAAUGUACAAAAUGUCUUCAUUAUGUCAAGAAAGGCCAGUUAAAGAAAUUGACAAAUUGCAGUUGGAACCACAAUAUCAAAUGUCCAUUGGUGUCAAAUGCAUUAGCUCACAUGGUUCUAUUUUCAUCCCAAAAUUUCAGGUCGAAUAUUGCAGCCUCAAAACCAAGCUAACACUAGUUUUCCUAUGUAAUCAACUCCAUGAAAGUUCAAGCUGAUUAAUCAAAAUUACUUUUUUUCAAUCCUAGGUCGUCCACAAAAUAGGUACAUUACACCCAUCGAACUUACAACAAAGUGCAUUUGCAAUUCCUGAUUCCUUUUUUAAGUGCUUGGAAUUUUAAUUAAUAUAAAUGAAAUACUCAUUAACAGAAGGCAGAAUCGGCAUAUACAGGGUUGCCUCCUGGUUUAGUGGCUAGAGUGUGAUUUGUCAAAGGCUUCGCCAAGAAAAUAGAGCACGUCAAUACAUCAAGUAGCUAGGACCUAAUCAAUUGGAUGUUAACAAUAUUUAGCUGAUCGGCUCAAGCCAAAUUCUCUACAUUAUUAGUUCUUUUCGGGAAAUAAAUUAAUACAAUACCUAUUUGCAAAAUAACAGAGGUACCUUUACUAUAUUUUUCCUUUCUAUCUUCUUCGCUCCCCAUAUUAAAGGAAAAUAUCAAGCUUGUGGGACUCCAACUAGACAUCAAGUUCAAACUUAAAACCUAGACCCCACAUGUUAAGCAGAGGCAUUCCACCAUUAAGGAACUUGCCCUAGAAAUCCAAUGAGGCACAGUGUUCAAGUUAGGAAUAUGGGGCGCUUUUGCAUAAUAGGCGUUUGAAAAUAGUAUAAGAGACCAUUUUUUACAUAUCAAUUAGCUAUGUGGUAUCAUCAUUUGAGCCUUAUCCCAACUAUUUGGGGUCGGCUACACGAAUCUUGUUCUGUCAUUCUACUCUAUCAAGGGUCACACUCUCAAGAAUACCAUAAGUCGCAAUAUCUUUUCUCACUACUUCCAUUCAUGCCUUUUUAGGCCUUCCCAUUGCCCUUCUAGAGCCUUCUAGUUGAACCAACUUGCACCAUCUAAUAGGUUCUGUAUUAAGCUUACAUAUCACAUGCCUAACCCACCUAAACAUACUUUCCCUCAUCUUAUAGCCUAUUGAAGCCACACGUAAAUUCCCUCAAAUGUAUUCAUACCGAAUUUCUAUCCUUUCUUGCCAUGCCACUCAUCAAUCUCAACAUCUUCAUCUCAACUACACUCAUCUUGUAGGUAUGUUGUUUCUAGACUGCCCAACAUUUCGUCCCAUAGAGCAUGGCUGGUCUUACCAUUGUCCGGUAAAACCUCCACUUCAAUUUCACUGGCAUACAACGAUCAUAUAAAAACUUCGGAUGCACCUCUCCACUACACCCACCUAACUUUAAUGCUACGCGCGACAUCUUCCUCGAUUUCUCCAUUCUCCUAGAUUAUUGACCUCAGAUAUGGAAAAUCUCUUUUCGCUAUUUCUUGGCCAUUAAUCAUAACUACUUCGUCAUUUUUACUCCUAUUAUUACUCAACUUGCACUCCUUGCAUUCUUAGAUUGGCUAACUUUAAAAUCUUUAGAUUCUAGAGCUUCCCUCAGAAGUUCUAACUUUGCUUUGAUGUCGCCUCUAGUCUCAUCAAUCAAAACUAUGCCAUUCGUGAGCAGCAUACACCAUAGUACCUCAUUUUGUAUACGUCUAGUAACUUAUAUAACCAAGACAAAAGAGAUAUGAGUUCAUUGCUGAUCCCUGAUGUAGGCCUAUUAGUACUGAGAACUUACUUCUCUAUCCACUAGUCCUCACACAAGUUAGUGCCCCAUCGUACAAACCUCUCACCAUGUCAAUAUACCCUCUGGAAGCUCCUUUCUUGUCCAGCACCCACCAAAUUAAGUUUCCAGGUACCCUAUUGUAAACUUUCUCUAAAUCAAUUAGCUAUGUGGCAUUAUAAUUUUGAGAAACUAGGUUUUCAAGAGAGAGGUUUAGGCUAACUUUGCUCAACUUGCCAUAUACAAUGUAAAUAGCUCCAGCAAAUGAGCUAAUGUCGUAAUGUUUGAGUCUUUUAGAGGCUCUUACAUAUAGGUUUGGAUCCUUGACACAAGCGUACUUACCUAUCAGAAUAAGAGCAUUAAAUUAGUCUUUCUGAAUGGUUCAUUCAUGAGGAAUGAAAGGAGUGGCAUCAUGUUCUUUCUAAUAUGGAAACAUCAAAAGGGCAUACCUUAUUUCCGAAAUGACAAAUACUUUGGUCUUUUCAUAAAACAAAGCAUAUUCUUUUAGCAAAAUGAAGCUUUUGAAAAUAACUGACUGCAAAUUUGAGAAAGACUUUAGGUCAAAUGCAUAUCAUAAUCUUUUCAAAAUAUCAAAUAGAAUUUUCAGCUUGACAAGGAGUUUUAAAAUGAAGUAUCUCACGAAACUGUGAGAACUUAUCUAUAUAGCCCUGUCUCAAUAUGUAGACUGUUCUCAAAACUACAUCUUCCUUAGUACUCAUCUUAUCAGAAGCAGCAACAGUGGGCAAGGGAAAGCUACGAUCUUCAUCUACAAUGAGCGGUUCCCAAGCGUUCACAUACUCAGAGAUCGUAAGUAUAACAAAUAACUUCCAGAAUGCCAUCGGUAGAGGAGGAUAUGGGACUGUUUUUCAUGGAUGCCUCAAAGAUGGUCGUCAAGUCGCUGUAAAAAUACGGUCUGACAGUUCGCGCCAAGGACUCAAGGAGUUCAUGGCAGAGAUUGAAUUGUUGAUGAGAGUUCACCAUAAAUACCUAACCACCUUCUUAGGAUUUUGUGAGGAUGGCAACAACAUGAUUCUCAUCUAUGAAUACAUGAGCAACGGAAAUCUGCAAGAGACUCUGUCAAAUGGGAAUAGCUCAAGAAUCAUGAACUGGGAGCAACGUCUUAAAAUAGCUCUGGGUGCUGCACAAGGAUUGGAGUAUCUGCAUUGCGGAUGCAAACCGCCAAUAAUUCAUAGAGAUGUGAAGACAUCCAACAUCCUCUUAAGUGAAAGAAUGGAAGCCAAAUUGGCAGACUUUGGGCUAUCAAAGGCUUGGCCAAACGAGGUAGAUACUCACAUAUCAACUGCAGUUGUUGGAACACCAGGAUAUGUAGACCCAGAGUACUACAUUACCAACAAGCUAAAUGAGAAGAGUGAUGUUUAUAGCUUUGGGAUAGUUCUUCUAGAGAUUUUAUCAGGGCAACCAUCAAUAAUCAUAGAUGGGCAAACUCGGGAAAGAAUCCAUAUUGUACAAUGGAUAACUCCCAAUCUAGUGAAGGGGGACAUCCAAAGUGUUGUUGACCCAAGGAUGCAGGGGGGAUAUGAUAUGAAUUCUGUAUGGAAAGUUGCAGAGAUAGCCAUGGCAUGCACCCCACAAAUUGGUAUAAAGAGACCUACAAUGAGUGAGGUUGUGAACGAAUUGAAGGGAUCCCGGGAUCUAGAGUUUGCCCGAUUAGGCAAGACAAAUUCAAGAAGACAAUCAAGGUCACAGCCAAUGAAUUCAAGUGAUGCAAUUGAAUUUGAGGAUGACUCACUGUUCUACCCUUCACCAAGGUAGGGACCAAACCAACAGAGAUGUGAACCUUACAAACCAUUUUUCAAGUUUUACUUGUUCUUACAUGUUACUGCAUCGCUAUACGUUUAUGUAUGUAUGUCUGCCAUGAGCUAUUUUGAAGUUUUCAUAGCCUUCCAAUUUUAGCACAACCCCAUUUACUCAGGUUCUAUCACCAUGAUUCUAUAAAGUUUUUACAUGUAAUAAUAUGCAGAAAGAUUAUGAUUAUCGUGCGGACCAAGUUCUA
This is a messenger RNA of Amborella trichopoda, 5100 nucleotides long. The record is from RefSeq and is a predicted model, not a curated record. NCBI's taxonomy places the organism in Eukaryota, Viridiplantae, Streptophyta, Magnoliopsida, Amborellales, Amborellaceae.